Molecule: messenger RNA, 1850 nt
Organism: Salvia splendens (bonfire salvia)
Lineage: Eukaryota; Viridiplantae; Streptophyta; Magnoliopsida; Lamiales; Lamiaceae
Exons: 3
Coding region: 428-1567 (379 amino acids)
Source: RefSeq, a predicted model, not a curated record
UGGGGAACCGAGGGUUUUUUAGUUAUACUCUGCUUUUAAUCUCUUCUUUUGUGAAUAAGGCUUACUUUUCCGGAAUCCGUUGAUCACUCAUACUGUGCUUCGUUUGCUGUUUUUGCUAAAUUUUCCUUGUUUGAUUUUUUUUUUUUGCUUCGCCAUGGCUGGGGCUGAGCUAGAUUUGGAAAUGUUAGCCCGAAAUUGACCGGGCCCGCAUAUAAGCCUCGGCGGGCCAGUUUAGCGAAUUUUUGUUUUAAAAAAAACCCUAAAUCUAAAUCUGAUUUAAAUUCCUCUUCUCUCCCACCCACUCAAGCCUCCGCCGCCGCCACAACUCAUUCGUUAUCAUUCCUCCACUGCCUGUUUCCACCUCAUAAAGGGGCGAAGGACCAUAAGAGAGUUGGCUAGCAGGUGAAACUUCAUUAUAUUUUUUAGGAUGAAUCAAUAUAAUCAAGGGGAGAGCUCAAGUGGCCUUUCUAUACUUCCAUUAAAGCGUAGGCGUGGUCGUCCUCGCAAAGAUCCGAGCCUAAAGCGUGCACAAGCUGCUCAUGCACCACCUGGUUAUGAAGGAGCAAAAGAAUACCAUCCCCAGCGAGCUGACCGAGCUGAUGGAGUCAACAGUAUGGUCGGCCAGGCAGUAAGUGGUGUUGUUGAGGCCACAUUUGAUGCUGGUUAUUUGCUUACUGUUCAAAUUGGAAACUCCACUACAAAGUUGAGGGGUGUUGUUUUUAAACCAGGAAAUUAUGUCCCGGUCACAGCUGAAAAUGAUGUUGCUCCUCAUCUUCAAAUGAUCAGGAGAAAUGACGUUCAGCUCCCUGCUGAAAACCGUGGCUGGUCCCGUCGCCAGAAACUUGCUAUCCAACCUGGAGCACUGGGGCCUUCAAAACGCAAGAGCGGAACGCCAGUAGCAGCUCCUUCUGUCCCAACAGUGGGCGCGAGAGGCACUGUUGUUCCUGUUGUGCUUCAACCCUCUAGUUUUCAAAAUGGAUUGCCAACUUCAAACAAAAUGCCUUCAGAUGCAUCCAGAACCUCCCAUGUGUUGUCAUUCGGAGAUAAAGAUGUCCAUAUGGCUGAACCCUUAUCCAUCUUGCCUCCGGAUAAAUCUAUACCUGUUAGCCAGUUAUUUCUAGGCGCACAACCCCACACGAGUCAUCAAAUUUCCCAAGGGACGGAGAAGAAUGACAACAAUCCAUUCAAUGAAGGAGGCACUUCUGAGGUUAGACUAGGAGAGAAGGAAAAUCCAACUGAAUCAACUGAGAAUGACAUUUCGGGCUCUUCAGAAUCUUCAGAUACUCAAACUGAUAGUGGUAAGGAAGCAACUAAAUCACCAGCAGAAGAUGCAGGCAUAGUCUCCAAGCAAGACACUCAGCCUUUCUCAACUGAGUCAGUGCAGAGUGCUUCCAUAACAAAACCAUUCUUCAACUAUGGAACUGGCAGGAUGACCGAGCUCUUACAGGCUGUCCAGGAGAAUAUGAAAGAUACCCGGACACAAAUUGCUGAACAUCCACCUUCCAGUUCAAAUUGUGACGCCCGUGCAGAAAAUGACACAAAACUGGAAGGCAGUGCAGCUCCAUGAUCGAUACACUUAAACAUUUAUUUGCACCUGAUUUGCUUACUUGUAUAGCAUAGUUGUGCUGGAACUCUUAAGCAACUGCAGUGGCCAACAUCCCAAAAGUGUAGAGCAGGAGAUGAAUUUUACAGUGAUGAAAUUUAGGGAUAUGUUUAUGUUUUGUUGUAGAUGCAAAGCCUUUCAUGACCAUUUGUAACUUUGUAUCCUUAUUUUCCAAAAGUUACUUGUUUCUCUCUCAUGAGCUUUCAUCCUUAUUUGGUGGAAUGCACACUUUUUCCCUUCCAUCCCA